Helianthus annuus (common sunflower) is the source of this 1156-nucleotide messenger RNA. Its product is annotated as rac-like GTP-binding protein RHO1. Lineage: Eukaryota; Viridiplantae; Streptophyta; Magnoliopsida; Asterales; Asteraceae. Gene Ontology annotation, molecular function: GTPase activity; protein kinase binding; GTP binding. The transcript has 7 exons. Gene Ontology annotation, cellular component: nucleus; plasma membrane; cell cortex. The coding region runs from base 361 to 957 and encodes 198 amino acids. Gene Ontology annotation, biological process: cortical cytoskeleton organization; small GTPase-mediated signal transduction; regulation of actin cytoskeleton organization. The record is from RefSeq and is a predicted model, not a curated record.
UUCACAACAAAAACUCUUUAAACUUUUUAAAAUCAAGAAAUCAUCAUCUGUUGAACGAUUCAACGGCAUUGUUUCCCGGCAAAACAAAGGUCCUCUCAUUCUCAUUUCUUUCAACAACCAAACAAUUCCCACCCAAAAAAAAAACAAAAUGGGUCCUUCAAAAUUUCACUAGGGUUUGUUCUUGGUAUUUGGCUGCAAAAUUUCAUCCAAUUCUUCAAACAAAAAAAAGGGUAAAUUUGAUCUUGGGAAAAGGGAAGACAGACAGAAGAGGUGAAAAGGGGAGUUAUUGGGUGAUCAGCAGAUCAGGUCUUCUGAGUGUAGAAGAAGAAGAAGAAGAAGAAGAAGAAGAUCUGAAGAAAUAUGAGUGCAUCAAAGUUCAUAAAGUGUGUGACAGUUGGUGAUGGGGCUGUUGGAAAGACAUGUCUGUUGAUUUCUUACACCAGCAAUACAUUCCCCACGGAUUAUGUCCCAACGGUAUUUGAUAAUUUCAGUGCCAAUGUGGUUGUCAAUGGCGAAACGGUUAAUCUAGGCUUGUGGGACACUGCAGGACAGGAGGAUUAUAACAGAUUAAGACCGUUGAGUUAUCGUGGGGCCGAUGUUUUCAUUUUGGCCUUCUCUCUCAUUAGUAAAGCCAGCUAUGAAAACGUCUCCAAGAAGUGGAUUCCAGAAUUGAAGCAUUACGCCCCUGGUGUCCCAAUCGUUCUUGUUGGGACAAAACUCGAUCUUCGAGACGACAGUCAAUUCUUUGUAGAUCACCCUGGGGCAACUCCCAUUACUAAUGCUCAGGGAGAGGAAUUGAAGAAAACAAUUGAAGCUCCUGAGUACAUUGAAUGUAGUUCAAAAACACAGUUGAAUGUGAAGCAAGUUUUCGAUGCUGCCAUUAAAGUUGUUCUGGCGCCUCCAAAGGCGAAGAAAAAGAAAGGAGGAAAGGGUCAAAAGGCGUGCUCCAUAUUGUGAUCGAAAAAGAAAAAAAACAAAAAACAAAACAAGUUGUAUUUCACUGUUCUUCAACCCUUGGACUCAUUUUCAUCUGUUUGUUGAUUGAUUUGUAUUUUGAUAUUUUUAAGUACUUGAAGAUGGUGAUGUACUAAUCCUGUAAUUUGGCCAAAAGGGGUUUUUCAAUGAAAGUUAUACUGGCUCAUAUCAUCUCAAAAAA